AUGACAAUAAACGUUUCAUUUAAAGUAACAGGAGGUAAAGAAUUUACAAUUGCCAUUGAACCAGAUAUAACAGUUUUGGAAUUAAAACAAAAAUGUGCUGAACAUGUUGAUAUACCUGUGGAAUCGCAGAGACUGAUUUUUAAAGGGAAAAUCUUGAAGGAUAAGGAGUCUUUAACAGUAUAUAAUGUAGCAGACGGAAAUACAAUGCACUUAGUUCGUAGCGCGAUAGCUUCCAAGGAGCCCGAAUCUGAAAAGGAGGGUAACAAAAAUGAAAAUAUUGGAAACGACCAAAACACAAGUCCAAGUGAUAAUUUAAAUGAUUUCAAUAACAACCCAUUAGUUCAAAUGUUGAUGCAGAGUGGAACAGGAGAUAUGAACAAUUUCAACGCCGGUUCAGGUGCUACGGACAAUUUCAACAUUGGUAAUUUAUCGAAUCUACUAAAUGCGAAUGCAGGUGGCGAAUUUAAUAGAGAAAGCAUGAGCUCAUUAUUAAGUAAUCCUUUAGCUAGGUCUUUAAUGAAUGAACUAAGUAGUAACCCAGAGAUGUUAACUAACUUAGUAUCAAAUAAUCCAUUAUUAAGAAAUACUUUUUCACAAAGUCCACUUAUGCAACCCGUUUUAGAAAACCCUAAUUUACUAAGAGAAUUUUUGAGACCUGAAAUUUUACAAGCAGGUUUACAAAUUGAAAAUGCUUUAAAUAUGAAUAAUAAUAAUAGUAACACUGCUAGCAAUAAUAAUAGUCAAAGAGGACUUAGAAUGGAAGACUUUUUAAAUAACUUAAAUAAUUUUGCAAGUACUAACACCUCUACCGGUACUAAUAACCAGAGCGAUAACAAUAAUAAUAAUAAUGCAGGUAAUAGUAGUAAUGCGGGUAAUAUUGGUAAUAAUAUGAAUGCCCUUUUCCAGUCUCCUGAACUUCUACAAACAUUUCAACAGGUUAUGAGAGCUAAUCGGAAUUUAGGGAAUUUUAAUUUCCCAAAUGCUAAUCAAAAUUUAGAUUUUAAUACUACCGAAGUAGCUGACAAUAGACCACCUGAGGAAAAAUAUGCUUCUCAGUUGGUCAGUCUUCAAGAAAUGGGUUUCAUUGAUAACGAUGCGAACAUUCAAGCUUUGCAAGAAACAGGAGGUGACGUAAAUUCUGCGGUUACGCGAUUGUUGGAAAAGGGAUUUAACUAG
Molecule: messenger RNA, 1176 nt
Organism: Plasmodium malariae
Lineage: Eukaryota; Apicomplexa; Aconoidasida; Haemosporida; Plasmodiidae
Gene: DSK2
Product: ubiquitin domain-containing protein DSK2, putative
Exons: 4
Coding region: 1-1176 (391 amino acids)
Biological process (GO): ubiquitin-dependent protein catabolic process
Cellular component (GO): cytosol
Molecular function (GO): polyubiquitin modification-dependent protein binding
Source: RefSeq, a predicted model, not a curated record